CUCAACAGGUACCAGCAGGUCUCUCCCCAGGUUCUGCAAUCAGCCGUGGAGAUGGCGUUUGUCCCCGAUCUGGACAUACUGGAGAGAAGCAGCCUGAAUGAGGAGACGUUUUAUGGCCCUGACUGCCUCUGCCUGCAGAAGAAACCACAACUGGACUUGGAAGUUGCAUCUCCUGGGGUGGGCAUCCAGGUGACAGUGACCAAGGGACACCCAGCCAGGACCUUUCGCCAGGCUGCUGUCCUUGUGGCGGCUGUGACCAAACCAGCACACAAGGAGUUUGCUGACAGUGACCUUGGGGACUUCCUGGAUGAUAUUUUUGAGCCCGUCUCCUUCCAGCGGAUUAAUGGCAGCUACGCUGGAGCACCCAUCUAUCGCUACACCCGCUCCCAGUCCUUCGACAUCCUUGAUAUUGACCAGAAGUGCUUCGUGCUGGAGUCACCCACUCAGCUGGUGGCCCUGCACCUGCAGGGACCCUCUGCUGGGCGGAAAGUCAAGCUCAACAUCGCUCUGUACCGUCCUCAGUCAUCACAGGGUGGCCCAGGGACUGGGCGGAUGCCAGUGGCACUGGGCAUCAAGGGCUACCAACUCUACAUGUCGUGUGUGAUGAGCGGUGCUGAGCCCGUGCUGCAGCUCGAGGAAGCUGACGUCAGGAGGGACAUUGAGAGCGUGGAGCUGACCCGCUUCAUCUUCUACCGCCUGGACAGCCCAGCCGAGGGCACCACACGCUUCGAGUCGGCUGCCUUCCCUGGCUGGUUCGUCUGCACCUCCCUGCAGCCCCGCCAGCCCGUCAGCAUCACCAACCAGCCCGACCAGGUCAACAUCGCCACUUAUGAGCUGAGCAGGCACUGAGGAGCCCCUGCUCCCAACCCAACCCAACCCAACUGGCAGUUGCUGGUUCUCAGGCCGUAUGUACCAAGUACAGAUCCCAGUGGGACCCCCCAUCCGCUCCAUCUAUUUCAGGUGAAAUAGCAUCUCUGGGCCCUGUUGGCCCGACCCACCCCCAUUUGUACUUAUUUAUUGUGGAUAUCCAGUGUUUUUGUCCUUAUUUAUUGUGUAACACCUCUUGCUUUUAACUUAUUGUAUAUUUUAUUGGAAAUAUUGUGGUUUUGUUCUCUGGAAUUUGUUGGUAAUGGAGGUGGAAAUAAAAGGUUUCUCAGA
Neopsephotus bourkii (Bourke's parrot) is the source of this 1158-nucleotide messenger RNA. Its product is annotated as interleukin-1 receptor antagonist protein-like. Lineage: Eukaryota; Metazoa; Chordata; Aves; Psittaciformes; Psittacidae. Gene Ontology annotation, molecular function: cytokine activity. The coding region runs from base 52 to 849 and encodes 265 amino acids. The record is from RefSeq and is a predicted model, not a curated record. Gene Ontology annotation, biological process: cytokine-mediated signaling pathway; cellular response to lipopolysaccharide; positive regulation of gene expression. The transcript is spliced from 6 exons.